Messenger RNA from Haplochromis burtoni (Burton's mouthbrooder), 5829 nucleotides. It is a transcript of the gene sytl2b, whose product is annotated as synaptotagmin-like 2b. Gene Ontology annotation, biological process: exocytosis; intracellular protein transport. Gene Ontology annotation, molecular function: neurexin family protein binding; small GTPase binding. The record is from RefSeq and is a predicted model, not a curated record. Gene Ontology annotation, cellular component: plasma membrane; exocytic vesicle. Lineage: Eukaryota; Metazoa; Chordata; Actinopteri; Cichliformes; Cichlidae. The transcript has 20 exons. Bases 207 to 5192 code for a protein of 1661 amino acids.
CCCACGCGCAUGUCCGGAGAUCCGGCGCAUCCAGCAGCAGGAGUCCUGUGGAGGAGGUAAAAACUUUAUUUCCCGUGUGAUUCUCUUUUUUUGUAAAACAUGAAGAUGGGAAAGACAGAAGCGGGCUGUGAGAAGUCCUCAGGUGUCCUGUAAGAACCAGCAACCGUUUCCACACCUGUCCGCUGAGAAAAGCAGGAGAAGGAACCAUGAUAGACCUGAGCCACCUGACGGAGGAGGAGCAGGCGAUGAUCAUGACGGUGCUGAAGAGGGAUGCUGAACUGAAGAAGGCAGAGGAGGAGAGAGUCAGGAAACUGGAGGACAUAGUAAACAAUACCUCCCAGUCUGACGCUAAACUGAAGUACCUGACAGGAGAGUGGUUUUACGAGGCCAAGUCACGCAGACACAGGGACAAGAUCCAUGGCUCGGAAAUCAUUCUGGCUUCCAUGAAACAAGGAAAAGCGGCUAGUUUAGAUGGUUCUCUUAGACUUGACAGACCCAAGGUCGUGAGCAGUCGAGCUUCAGACAUUGUUCCUCCACUGAAACCUGCCAGACAGCUGGAAGCAGAGCAGCCACAGCAGAUUAGUGAUGCAGAAAAAGAGAAUCAAAGUUCAGGGAUUCGCUCCCCGAGAAUGCCGAGGCAUAACCCUUUUAACCGUGCUUCCCUUGUUGUUGUUGAGCCUCCUGAAAAUAAUCAUUACCUGUCAGCCAGUCGAGACCAGGAGUCACUGGAGACAGAGCCCGUCUCUCCACUGAAGAAUCACCCAGCAGGUGAGGCCAAUCAGACAUCAGAGGGCUCCUCUGUAGGUUUCAGGCCAGUGCCAAAGAAGAGGACCUUUCUCUCCAGACGUCCUCUCAGUCCGUCUGAAAGCAAUGGUCUGGGGUUGGAUGCUCAGCCGGGGUCAGCGGGGAUUAUUCCUACACCACGAUGGAGGCUGCAGCGGGGAUCCAGCGGGAGCUCUAAUCAGUCUGGCCUGAAGAGCCAAAAUGAAAUGCCUCAAAGAAGUGCAGUGUCUAAUCAGGUAGCCCGGUCAUCCACAUCUGCAGAUGAAAACUCCUUGCAGUCACUGUGUGACAACUCUCAGGUUUCCUCCAAUUCAAGUCUGGAAAGACAGAGAAACCCAGCUUCUAUAACAAGAGACAGAGUGUCCAGAUACACAAGAAGUGAUGCGUCCACUGAGACGGGACCAUCGCAGAGGAGUGAAAAACGAGAUGACCAACCUCAAAGAGAGCUUCCACCUUUGAAUUUUGUCACGCUGCCUACCACCAACAUUCAGGACAAAGAAAACAACAGCCGUGUGGGGCCAGCGAUGAGGCAGGAGGAGCUGAGUUUGCCCCAAAACAUUGUGGAUCCAGAUCUCCCUGUAUCCUAUGAUCUCAACUUCGUUGAUAAGUCUCAUCAGCAAACCCAGAGGUCAAAUCAUGCAAAUGUGUUUAAGCUAUCCACUCAGGCCACCAGUCCCACUGGUGAGGAUGAGGAAUCCAUUGCAAAGGUGCUGGAGUGGUUCAGCCGCAGCACGGACAGCAGCGAUUGGCUAAAUUCAGACGAUCCAGUGGUUACAAAGAGCCCUGACAAACAUGUGGAAGUUAGUAGAUUAAGAGCUGAGGAUUUAUUGUCGAAAGAUGCUGUGGAUAUGAUAAGUGACAGGAAAAAGGAAACGCUUGAAACAAAGAGGAAUCAUUUGCAAAGACAGAUCAACAAUGACAAAGAGCUCAGAGCCGCUGACAGAAGAGGCAGCAAGGAAGUGAUUGAAUCACAAGAGGAGGUGAAGACGGGGACCAGAGAGAGAAUGCAUUCACAAGAUGUGAAAGACGAUGCCGAUGAAAGCCAACCACCUAAAAUAUCUUAUCUGAAGUCGUUCUGGGAGAAAAGCAAUACAGGCCCUAAAAUACUCAUUGGGAAGUCGGUCUCGUCUGGCGACAAAGGUCAAAAAUCCGCUCAGCUGACGACAGAGAAAAGUUCUGAUAUGGCGUUGGUUCCUGGAAUAUACAGCGGGAAUGAGAUUUAUGAUAAAUACGCUUCAAAUCCAAGUGAUGAAAGAGAAGAGCAGCUGCUAAUCACUACAGAUGUAGGAGAGAGUGCUCAUUUAAAUAACCACCAGCAAGCAGACAAUCUGGUGAUUAAUUUGCCCCAAGAGGGUAAUGAUGAUUCAACAUAUAAGUCAGAUUAUUUGAUGUUGCUGUCCAGUGAGAGAAGAGGUUCAGAUGCUGAGGUUUUUUGCACAACAAGAGCACCGGCAAGGACGGCCAUCAGUCCAGAGUCUGAGAGCAUCUCUUUAAUCAAACCUGACAGCUUUUCUGAACCAAGAGAAGUCCUGCUGCCAGAAGAGCUCUCAAAAAGUCUCCCUGUGUCUCAGCUGGAUACAGACCUUCUAACAAGGGCCAGCCUGGAUUCUGAGAAGCUCUGUUUAACCAGAAACAAUGUGUACAUGGACUAUAAGCAACCUGGGAAUGAUGUGCAGAUCACCACAAAAGCACAAAUUCAAAGAGGUUCAGGUGAGGAUAAAAGCAUUCAUUCGAGCAUGUCUCCAAAAAGAAAAGAGGAGUCAUCCAAUAAAGACAGGACUAACAGUCCUCAUCUAAAUAGGCAGGCGUUGCAAAACCAAGAAAGCACUGCAGAGCGAAUAAAGCAGCUCAAAUCCUUCUGGGAGCAGGAGAGGAACAAGCCCAUGUUUUAUACCGGCAAACCUAGAGCUUUCGGAGAUGGUAAGGUGGCUCGUGGAGCAAAUCAGGCGAAACUGAAUAAAAGAUUCACAAAAUCAGAAUAUGACCUGAGGUCAAUUGGCAAUGAGUCAGGUAGUGACGAUGAAAACUAUGACAAAAAUCAUCAAAAUUUUUCUAUUAUGCCGCUGAAUCAGAGAAUAGACAAGCUGUCUCCGAGCCUCGGCACAAGCCGGGCCCAGUUUAACACUCUACGCGAGUUCUGGGAUGAGGCCACAUCAGACUCCAAGGGAUCAUUUUCCUUUGACAAACCCAAAAGCCCCAAAAGGAAAGAGGGAAUAAGUGCCCAGCUGUCGUCUCAGGACGUAAAGGUUGUUGAUCCAGAGAUUUACAGACUAUCCUCUGCUGUCGAGAAAACAAGACCAGCCGUGAUGAAAUCAUCUCCACCUCCUCUGAAUCGAUCAAAGUCGCCACAUGACAGACAGACGGGCUCUGGGUCCAGAGCACUGGGUGAUGGCAAAAACAACCCACCUAAUUAUAACUCAACUGAGUCAGGCCAACAAAGAUUGUCCAGAAAGAGCUCAAAAGAUUCCAGCAGAGAGGAGAAAACUUCAAAACCACAAAACAGCUCAGGAAAAGAGAGUCGUAUUCCUAAGAGCAGAAAAGACAGCUUUGGUUGUUCGAGCAGUCGGGGUAAUUCUAUGCGCCGCGCCACCAGCAUGUUCGCUUUGAGCAUUCCCGAUGAAAAAGAUCAAAGCAAACUGAAAAUGGAUGUCAGCCCUGUUCACUCUCAGAGCAGAAAGCAAAGGCAGAACCCUGAGAAAGCUAUAGUGCCGAGACGAUCAGAGGAAACGGAGGCUCUGACUCCACGAGCACGCGCCUUUGUUCCUAGAGACUACCGGCACUACCUGGGGAUGACGGAUAAGACCAGCGUCCACACCUCACUCGCUCCGGCCGUGAAGGACGAGGGGUCAGAGGGCAAAUCUGGGUAUGAACUGGAUCUGACUGGGCCGGUGAGGGCCAGCACACCGGUUAGCUCUGAGGAGCGAUACAGCAGGAAGGUCAACAAGAUGAGUCAACGCCCCCUGUGGGCAAACUACAGCAGCUCAGACACUGGCCAGGAGUCCUCUGUGAGCAGCACGUCAGAAACCUGGUCCAACUCGAGAAACAGUUCAAAUCGUGAAAAUGAUGACGGUGACCAAAAUCCUGUAAGGAAAGCACUGCGGCGAGCAGAAGCACGGCCCAAAAAUCUGGCUAAAAGUAUGGAGGAUAUCACCGCAUCAUUAUCACCACGACAAGAAAGAAGACAGGACUCAACUUCUGACCUCAGGCGCGUUAACGAUGCUUCUGUUAUCGCAUCACCCUCCUCGGCCUUAUUUUCGGAUCCAGACCACCUGAAGAAGAUGAGCAAAUCAGUUCCUUCAUUCUUACAGAAGGAGGAUCCUGGCGAAACCACUGACUCCACCUGCGAGGACAGUUACCCCCGAGAGAGACUAAUAAUGGGCAGCUCAAUGUCUAACCUCACCAUCUCUUCUGGCAGGCCGUCUGUGUCUUCUCUAAGUGGAAGUGUGAUGACCAUGUACAGUGCAGACUUUGCGAAUGUGGAGGUCCAGGGAAGCAUCCAGUUCUCCAUCAACUACGUCCAGCGGCUCAGAGAGUUUCACAUUUUUGUGGCCGAGUGCCGAGACUUGGCUGCUGUAGACCCGAAAAGGGGCCGCUCAGAUCCGUAUGUCAAGAGCUACCUGGCGCCCGAUAAAGCUAAUCUCGGAAAGAGGAAAACAUCGGUAAAAAAGAAGACGUUAAACCCGACUUUUAACGAGAUCCUCAGAUAUCGAGUUCGCAUGGAGUAUCUCAGGACCCAGACACUCAUUCUUUCUGUUUGGCAUCAUGACACGUUUGGCAAGAACAGUUUCCUGGGCGAGGUAGACGUGGAGCUGUCUAAGUGGGACUUUGACCACACCCAGAUGAACUACUUAGCCCUGAAAGCCAGGACGACGCCCACGCUAGCGCCAUCAAAUGACCGAGGAGAGAUGAAACUAGCCAUACGUUUCCUGCCACAGAUCAUCCACAGCGAAGGUGUAGCUAAAGACAGUUGCAGCACUGGAGAGAUUCACAUUUGGGUGAAAGAAUGCAAGAACCUGCCUCUAAUCAGGGCUACCAUCGACCCAUAUGUAAAGUGCUUCGUCCUGCCAGACACGAGCAGGAAAAGUCGCCAGAAGACGCGUGUGCUGCGGAGGACGGUGGAUCCGGUGUUUAACCACACGAUGGUGUAUGAUGGCAUCAGAGAGGCUGAUCUAACAGAGGCAUGCGUGGAGCUCACUGUGUGGGACCGAGACAGGCUCGCAAGCAACCUGCUGGGGGGCCUGAGGCUGGGGACUGGAACAGGCAGAAGUUACGGAGCAGUGGUGGACUGGAUGGACUCGAGUCCUUAUGAGGUGGCGCUGUGGGAGCGCAUGAUGGCUACCCCGAAUGAAUGGGUGGAAGCCGUACUCCCGCUGAGAAUGCUGAACUCUGCAAAAACCGCUUUCAAAUAAAUAUCUCAAACUGUGACGAGUAUAAAGUAAAACUGCUUUUACAUUUCAAAGUUUAAAAAUAAAUGAAAGGCAGCGGAGUGAAACACUGGAGUCAUCAGUUUGGCAGAAAUUUUACAGAAACCUGUAGGCCACCCAGCAUAAAGGUGGUAUGAACACUUAGAGAAACCUCUGGAGGGUGAGUUUUGUUUUUAGACUCAUAUUCUUACACAGCUAUGAGAAUUAAGAAGAGGAUCGACCAAUGCCGACAUUAUUUUUAUAAUUCCAGCACCUUAAAGUUGUUUGUUCUGUUCUAAUGCGACACAGUAACGUCACUUUCACCUUGUCUUUUGCCGAACAUGAAUAAGACACUGGGUAUUUUUUAUGUGUAUUGUUAUUUGGAAGAACUUACACUUAGUAUAUACUACAAGUUAUCAAUGUUAUAUCACCUGGAAGUGCCAAUAUAGCCUUUGUUUACUUAGCUGAGUCUUCAGAAACAUGGCUUCUUGGACUAACAAUUAUUGACAGUAUUUUCAAAAAUAUAAUUCAAUCCAAAGACAGAUCUCACGUGUGAUGAACUGUUAAAGUGCCGUGUUAAUUAUAUUAACCACAAGUGCAAUAAAAGACAUUUAAUACAGAUCAUUUGAACAAGUCUGUCUUU